AUCAUCUUCUUGUCCUACUGCUGAAUAGAGCAGUCAAAGUGUUUAAAUUUAAACAAUCGUUCUUUUUCAGUGUUCACGGUCUUUCUGAGAGACGUCUUUGGAGAUGAAUGUUUAAUACGCUGGAAUGAAUGAAAUAAAACUGCUCAGAUUUCAGGGAGUAAUGCAGGAAAUGAUCCUUAAGGGAUAUUUGGGAUCAUGAUGUUGGUGUAACUGAUCUGAUACUGAAGUUAUGAUGUAGGUAAGAAGAAGGAUCCAAAAGCCUCCAAAUAAUGUCUUGCACUUCCAGCUCAGUCCGGAGCAAAUAAGCAUGGAUCUGAAAAGUGAUUUCAUGUACCGUCUGGAGCAGGAUCAGGAAUUGCAGAAGAUCCAAGAAGCAAGAGAGGCCUUACCUGUGAAGAAUUUUGAAAGUGAAAUUCUGGAUGCAAUCCAUCACAAUUCUGUUGUCAUCCGUGGUGCCACUGGUUGUGAUAAAACCACUCAAGUGCCCCAGUAUAUCCUGGAUCUCUCUUCCCCCUUUCCAGCCUCCUGCAAUGAUUCUUUUCUUGAGGAGCAGUCAGGGCAUGGGACCCCUCAUGUGUCAGCCACAGGGACCCUCAGCCAGCAAGAGGUUCAGCCCAGGGCACAAAAAGAUGCACCUUUCAAUCUGACAUCAGAACUAUCACGGGUACCCUGGACCACUGGCAAUCAAGAGAGUAUCAGGGAUGCUACUCUUCAAGUAAAGCUCACCUCUGAACACAGCCAACAGUGCCAUCUGCUGCAGACUGAAGCUUUGGCUCAUUCUGGGAACAGACAGGAAGAGACACCAGGUUCUGGAAGAACCCAUCUCUGAAGGCCUUACUCACAUCCUCUAAAGAACAGAAGUACCCAACAAAACCCCACACCCAAUACCAAUAUUCCCACUGUU
Messenger RNA from Catharus ustulatus (Swainson's thrush), 904 nucleotides. RefSeq names its product ATP-dependent RNA helicase A-like. Gene Ontology annotation, cellular component: nucleolus; intracellular anatomical structure; ribonucleoprotein complex. Gene Ontology annotation, biological process: regulation of mRNA processing; positive regulation of transcription by RNA polymerase II. Bases 308 to 829 code for a protein of 173 amino acids. The transcript has 3 exons. NCBI's taxonomy places the organism in Eukaryota, Metazoa, Chordata, Aves, Passeriformes, Turdidae. Gene Ontology annotation, molecular function: RNA binding; 3'-5' DNA helicase activity. The record is from RefSeq and is a predicted model, not a curated record.